UUGAUUUUUUCCCGAAUUUUUGAAACAAACCCAGAGAUCUAAACUGGGAGAUUUUCGGCCUUGAAGAAGUAAUCAUCAAAUCAUGGAAGUUGAAUCAUUGAGAAACAAGAUUGAUAAAUCAUCAGUGGAAACCCCGCCACGCAGUUCGGACGCCGCCAUAGUCGUCAGGAACCGGCGAAAAUGGAGAAACGUCUGUUUCGCAGUCAUCGGCGUUUUGGUUUUCAUCGUAGUCUUGAUCGUCAUCUUGGCCUUCACCGUCUUCAAAGCCAAACGCCCCGUCACCACCAUCGACGACGUCUCCCUCCGCGACCUCAAAGUCUCCGUCGAUCUGGCUAGAUUCCAGGUGCUGCUGAACGCCACCCUCGACGUCGAUAUCUCGAUCAAGAACCCUAACAAAGUGGGAUUCAAAUUCAAAGACUCCAACGCCCAAUUGAAUUACAGAGGCCAACAGGUCGGGGAGGUCCCAAUCCCCGCAGGUAAGAUCUCUGCAGACAAAACCGUCCCCAUGAACUUAACUCUAACAGUAAUGGCGGACCGAUUGAUCUCCGACUCGAAAUUCUUCUCCGAUGUGACGAGUGGCGAGUUGCCACUUAGCACGAAGACUGAGAUCCCAGGCAAGGUUAGCGUGUUGAAUAUGUUUAGGAUCAGUGUUGUUUCAUCUUCUUCAUGCGAUUUUACCGUCUUUAUAUCAAAUUCGAGUGUCGGGGACCAAAACUGCAAGUAUAAGACAAAAUUUUAAUAUUUAAUUUCUCUU
Molecule: messenger RNA, 754 nt
Organism: Hibiscus syriacus
Lineage: Eukaryota; Viridiplantae; Streptophyta; Magnoliopsida; Malvales; Malvaceae
Product: late embryogenesis abundant protein At1g64065-like
Exons: 1
Coding region: 83-739 (218 amino acids)
Source: RefSeq, a predicted model, not a curated record